AUGUCGCCCAUUCCUGACAAGAGUGUCGUCGUCCUAGUAGCGAGCAAAGGUACAAGUGCCGAUACCGGUACAACCCAACAGCCAGAGUCAAGGUCGGAGAUAGUAGAAGUCCUUGAUCCAGGCACAAAUGCUACCUAUCGGGUAGCCCACCUGCUCGGUCUAAUGAUCAUCACCAUACCACCCCAACGAAUCUUGAGCAUGUAUCAUGUAACCUAUGAGGCUGCUGGAUUUGUGGCGGCAAUGCAUCUCAAUGAACGGAAUUCUUCCAUUGUGCCCGAUCUGGCCGAACGAAUGAAGGGGUGUGACAUCAAAUUCACAUACGAAAUGGCAGAUUCUCAAUACAACAGACUGGUGGCUCUCAAGACGGUCCAGCAAGUGGCUACUCGACCAGAUAUGAAGCCAGGGCACACCUACUCAUCAGAUCAAUGGAUGCCAAGGCCUACUGCUAUGAUUGGUGCAGCCGCUAGCUCAAUAUCCUUAGCAGUGGCCAACUUGGCAGGCAUUUAUCAAAUACCUCAAAUCUCGGCAUCUUCAUCUGCCACGGCUCUGGAUAACAAGGUGGCAGCUCCGUAUUUCUCACGGACAUACCCAACCAAUCAGGCAGAUGCAGAGGCACUCAUGAUCUACUUCAAGUCUCUGGGUGUCACACAUUUCGGAUGCAUCUAUAUGCGUGAUCUCUACGGUUCUUCCUUUGGACAAGCCGUCGUCAGCGCGGCCGCAGAGCAUGGCAUUGAAAUCUAUUUCACAGCCUUUGAAGCGGGUGAUGACCAAUCACUCAAAGAGGGGCUGCAGUAUCUCAAGUCCACGCAGGUCCGGUACUUUUUUGCCGUCGUGUAUGUGGACUUAAGCGAAACAGUGUUCCGGGAAGGGUACAAUAUGGGCAUCAUGGGUCAUCCUGGGUACACAUGGCUGCUUGGGGACAGUUCAUCCUACUUGGCUUCUGGAGACCACACUGUGGAUCUUGCAACAGAAUCAGAUAUCGCCAAAGCCAUCAAUGGUGUUGGAGUUAUUCUUCCUGGCAUAGACAUUCACCCCAACCUUCAACAGAUUAUGGAACAUGACUUUCGUACCAAUCAACAGCUCCAACAAGACUUUGUGGCUGCUCAUCAACCCAACCUGCAUCGCUUUUUCAAAGAACUCGAUUUUGAGACAAUGAAAACUUCCAUUUUUGUUGGAAUGGCAUAUGAUGCUGUCAUCUCGGUUGGCUUGGCUGCAUGUCAGCAAUCCGAGAGAUUCUUCUCACCAGAGCAACUCCGGACUGGAAUUAGACAGCAAGCAUUCCAUGGAGCCACAGGUUAUGUCACCUUUAAUAAUUUCACUGGGACAAGAGAUCUACUCGGGCUUCGAUAUACCAUUACAAACGUUGUCGUCGCCGAUGAUGAUCAACAAGUCACACCCGGAAGAAUCAGUUUCGAUGCCACUGCCCGAACAGCAAUCGAGUUUCCUUCCCAGGUAGUCGACCUAGGUCUGGGGCCCUAUGUCUACACAGAUAACACCACAACAACUCCUCCAGCCCUGCCCCAUGUGGAUGUCGAUAUGAACUUCAUCCCCAGAGGAAUCCAAGCCUUUGGGUGGGGACUGAUGACAUUCAUCAUCGUCCUCUCUGCCUGUUGUAUUGCAUUUGCUCAACACUACCGGACAAAGCAGACAGUUGCAGCUGCCCAGCCAGCCUUCCUCAUGAUGAUCUCCAGUGGAUGCUUGCUCAUGGCUACUGCCAUUCUUCCAAUGUCACUCCAGGAGCCCAUCCCAGAAUCAGGACUGGAUAUUGCUUGCAUGUCCCAAUUAUACCUUGUUUGCAUUGGAUUUUGUGUUUCAUUUUCAGCCUUGUUUUGCAAGCUCUACCGCAUCAACAAGCUACAGCAAGGGGCAAGCCAAUUCAGGAGAGUGACCAUUGAUGUAAAAGAUGUCAUGUAUCCACUUGUCAUCAUGGUGAUGCUGAAUCUUGCUGUCCUCGUUGCAUGGACAGUAGCUGAUCCAUUGAAAUGGGAUCGUCGUGAGCCCGAGCACGCCCGAGAUGAAUUCAAUCGAACCAUUGCAAGCUAUGCUGUCUGUUCGAGCAGCAAUGAAACAUUUGGGAAAGUCUUUGGCACCCUCCUGUUUGCAAUCAACUUUGUUGCCUUGGCAUUGGCAAACUGGGAAAGCUAUAAGGGCCAGAAGCUACCAAGCCAUGUUAAUGAAACCAGGAGAAUAGCUUUUUCCAUGUUUUUCCUCAUUGAGGCUUGCUUGCUUGGGAUACCCAUUCUAUUGGUUGUUCAAAGCAAUUCAACUGGUUCAUUUCUUGUCAAGGCGGUCUUGAUCUUUUGGCUUUGUGCAGCAAUUCUGGGUCCCAUGUUUUUGCCACUUUGGAAUAAGCAAACAGGGAGGGAAUCAUUGACACGAUCUGUUUCAAUCCUAAGCUCCAGAAAUCUAACGAACAGAUCUUCAGAGAGAGUCAUGUUUCCUUCAAAGACAUUCCAUGUUGGCAUGCAGCAUCAACAAUCAUCUACAGCGCUGUGGAGUCUGGACAACACGCAGUGA
Molecule: messenger RNA, 2517 nt
Organism: Seminavis robusta
Lineage: Eukaryota; Bacillariophyta; Bacillariophyceae; Naviculales; Naviculaceae
Source: the annotation of a GenBank genome assembly